UUGAUUCCACUGGCUUCUUAUGAUUUUAGGGAUUUUGGAGUAAUUUGAUUUAUGGCUGAAAACUCAAAUCGGGUCAAGUUAUACUUGUUCAAGCUGAUUCUGUAGUUAUUGUAUUUGGUAUUUAGCUGAUGUUAUGUGUGACUCUUGUUGUGGAUUUUGUAAUAAUAUUGAACUUAGUUUGAUAUUGUUCAUAUUUCUUGGUGGGGUGGUAUGUUUGGGGCUGUGGUGUAGAGGGUUGAAAGUUGGUACAUAUUUGGUAUUUCGUUGCUGUUUUGUGCAAUUCUGUUUGUGGGUUUUGUAAAAGUUUUGAACUUGGUUUGAUAUUGUUCAUAUUUCUUCUUGGUGGGGUGGGGUGGUAGUUGGAAAAAUGCCCGAGGGAAUAACAGCCGAGGCUCUGAUGAGCAAUAUCAUGGAGACGUUUUCAGAUAGCGCAUCAAAAAACAAAUCUGUGUCGUUCUUUGAAGAGGAGAGGUCGAAUUCUGUAACUUAUCGUUUCAACAGAUUGUUUGGGCGCGAAAAGCCGGUCCACCAUCUUUUAGGAGGUGGAAAAUCUGCUGACGUGCUGCUGUGGAGGAACAAGAAGAUCUCAGCCGGUGUUCUAACUUCUGCCACGGCUGUUUGGGUGCUUUUCGAAUGGCUGAAUUACAACUUCCUUACACUCAUGAGCUUCGCUCUGAUUCUCGGGAUGCUCGCUCAAUUCGUCUGGAAGAAUGCUUCCGGCUUCCUGAAUAGAUCCCCAUCUAAGCUGCCUCAUCUUGUUUUGCCCGAGGAGGUCUUUGUCAACAUCGGCAAGGCGAUAGGAUCUGAGGUGAAUCAUGGUUUGAGAUUCUUGCAGGAUGUUGCCUCUGGAGGAAACAUUAAACACUUUCUAGCGGCUAUUGCUAGCUUGUGGGCUGCUGCCGUAAUAGGAAGCUGGUUUAAUUUCUUGACCGUGAUAUACAUCGGUUUCGUUGCUGCCCACACAUUGCCCAUCUUGUACGAGAGAUAUGAUGACCAAGUUGAUGCGUUCGUCUACAACAUGCUCGGGCAGCUCCAGCAGAACUACCGGAAGCUGAACUCCGGUGUCCUCAGCCGAAUCCCCAAGGGCAAGGUGGUGAGGGCAAAGAAGGCUGAGUAGAUCUUGAAGCCACAAGGCAUGAUUUCUACUUUGAAUAACAUAUAUCUCUGUUAAUUCCUACUUUUGUAUUCCAAGUUUUUAUACAAUGUUUAUUUAGUUAUAGAAUGUUUGGAAAUAUUAUUUGGAUUUGGUGACCAGACAAUGUUGGAAUGAUAAGUCGUUAGAUAGUUAAAUGUGAAGAAGCUAAAUUGCUGUUU
Messenger RNA from Salvia splendens (bonfire salvia), 1314 nucleotides. RefSeq names its product reticulon-like protein B8. The transcript has 6 exons. Lineage: Eukaryota; Viridiplantae; Streptophyta; Magnoliopsida; Lamiales; Lamiaceae. The coding region runs from base 368 to 1117 and encodes 249 amino acids. Gene Ontology annotation, biological process: response to bacterium. The record is from RefSeq and is a predicted model, not a curated record.